AAAAUCUUAUUAAAAAUGUUCAUCACUUGACCCCACUUGACAUUGCCUUCGAAAGAAUUGCGCCCACUUUGCUGUUUUGUUUACUAUUAACUAAAAAUAAUAAACAAAUAAUUUGUAUAUAAACAAUGCGGCGCUCAAAGGCUCCCUCCGUUCGCCGAUCGGGCAGUAAGUGGGGCAGUGAACCAGUAAAUAUACCCAAGACGCCAGAGUCAGAUUCGGGUCCCUCGUGCUCCUGGCCAUCUAACAGUCCGCCCAUGGAGUGGGGAACCGCUAAAGGAUCAGAACAGCUAGGACCAAGAGAACUGAAACCCGGGGAGAAUCCCCUAAAGGAGAGCCGGAUUUUUCACAUUCUCUGGCGCAAUCAGACCACAAAAAAGCACAAGACAUGGACUGGCAAUGGAACUCUUGUGAUCAGCGGAGGGAAGAUGACUCUAAAGGACGAAACGGGAAAGACUAUCGACAGCAUGAACUGCUUUAAAGAGCGACAGGUCAAAGAGAACGACCAACUGCAGAUUGGCUCCAAGGAUGUCGAGGUCCAAGAGGAAAUAAAGACAGUCGAAGAGUGCGUAGCACAGCGCAAGCUGGAAAUAGCAUCGUGGUGCCAGAAAAUAGACGCCAAAAAUGGAUAUAUUGAUGAUGCCGCUCCGACUGAAGUUCAUUUACCAUUCAGAUCCCAUGUAUUAAAAAAGAAAAUGCGCCUGGAAAGUCCUGAAAAGGAGGAGAGUCUCUCCAGUCUUACCCUUCCAAAGUCUAACCAAAAGGAGUAUAUAUGUUUUCUGUCUCCAUCGGAACUACAAAGGAACACUUUAUCACUUUUUAAGAAGAUUUUUAGGAAUUCCGAACUGGACACCUCCGUUCUGAUGGAAUCUGCCUUGGACGUGUGUGAUCAUCCAGUUCUUCUCAAAUCCCGAGUAAACCAAUCCAACAGCUUACACCUGAUGCAACUACUUCAGCCCCAUUUGCCUCCUUGGCCAGAGAUGGGCAUCUAUGACUCCUCCAAAUUCGAGUUUGUCCACGUGAUGCUGGAUGAAUUGGUGGUGCAGCGGGGUCAAAAGUGCUGCAUUGUGGCGAACAAUCCGGAUUGCUUGCGUCUGUUCAAGGGCUACUGCCAGAGCUGGGACAUUUCACACGUAGAAUUAGAUGACCAAGAGCGAGUGGCUCUCUUCAACUCAACAGCGGAAGGGUCUGCAAUGGUGGCCUUGAUUUUGACCAGCCAGCUGCCAAAGAUACAAAAUCUCCAAUGCAGAUACCUUAUUAUCUACAAUCAAAAUGCAAGACCAGCAGCAAGUCAACUUUUAAACACAAAUUUAGACACUAAUAUAUAUACUCUGGUCACUGCGGGAGGCUGUCCGGAGGAGAGACAGUUUUUUGGGACCGAUGGUAUGGAAAAGAGGCAUGACUUCCUGGAUGAAAUUGAAAGUCAUAGUGGGGAAGAAACAAAUGAGAUUUGUGAUAGCAAGGAUGUUUUGUCAAGUUGGAUAAGAAAGAAGCCUCCGUUUAGCGAAGAUAUUAAGGAAGUGUGUCCCUUUCAUAGUUUAGAAAGCUUGCAAUGUAUUUUUACGAAGAAAACUUAAGUAGGAUCUUGAAAAGAUAAAUUUAUUUUCUGUGAAUACAUUUCUUCAUUAAUACUUUUAACAUAAA
Drosophila ananassae is the source of this 1641-nucleotide messenger RNA. RefSeq lists its product as uncharacterized. The coding region runs from base 126 to 1574 and encodes 482 amino acids. The transcript is spliced from 4 exons. NCBI's taxonomy places the organism in Eukaryota, Metazoa, Arthropoda, Insecta, Diptera, Drosophilidae. The record is from RefSeq and is a predicted model, not a curated record.